GAAACCUUGUGACCACUUCAGGGACUGCCAGAGCAACAGUUGGAGCACUGCGACUUUGCCCGGGCUGUCUCAUCACACAAACAUGGACUGCGGCAUCAUCACCUCCAAGACCAUCCUCAUCUUCCUCAGCCUUGUCUUCUUGGCUGCAGGAGCCGGCUUGGCCCACGUGGGCGCCCAGGUUCUGAGCAGCUAUGGCACCUUCGAGAGCUUCAUUCAGGAAAGCCCAACGCUCAUCCCGGGCGUCGUCAUCAUCAGCAUCAGUGUGGUGAUGUUCAUCUUUGGGCUGCUGGGAUGCUGCGCUACCGUGAGGGAGUCCAAAGUGGGCCUGAGCUUUUUCUUCAUGAUCAUCAUGGUGAUGUUUGCAGCCGAGGUGGCCGCUCUGGUGCUCAGCUUCAUCUACCAGGGCAAGAUAAACGGCAACUUGGAGCGCUCCAUGAACAACGUCUUUGCAAAGUAUGACGGCCAAGACCCCGAGACUAAAGCUGUUGACCUUCUUCAGACUCAGUUGCAGUGCUGCGGUGUGAAAAACUACAGCAGCUGGUCCAACACGGCCUGGUACAACAGCCACAACAACACGGUGCCACUGUCUUGCUGUAAAAAUGUCACCGCACAGUGUACUGGCAGGAUGGACCAGUUGGACUUGAUCAAUUUAGCGGGUUGUGAAGCCAAGCUCGAGCACCUGCUGCAUGAUGUGCUGAAAUACGCCAUGCUGGUUAUUCUAGGUCUUGCUAUCAUCAAGUUCUUCGGGAUGCUGAGCGUGUGCGUGAUAACGUGUCGAGGUGGCGGACGGAGGAGCGGCUACCAGCCUCUCUACGCCUGAAACUGUCACCGUAUCAACACCGCAUAAAACUCACUGUAAAAAAACCAACAACCACAAAAAUCUGGAACGUUGCCUGUUGUAUUUUGUUCCUGAACGUUCCAUUCCGCUGACAGCCUACCUUUUUUUCUGUUACUAUUAGGAAUUGUUAAACAGCCACACAGGAUUUUAAUUUGCACAUAUUGUAGAUGAUAUAGCGUAAAAAGGUCAUAAAGUAUUCUUCACUGGAGGGAACAGUGCCUUUUAUGAGUUGCCAAUCAUAUUUAUAGUUCUAGCCCACUGAUUUGCUGCAUUUUACAGAUGCUUUAUUGUCUUUCUAAUAUAAUAAAUUGACUUUCACAUUAAAUUAA
Nerophis lumbriciformis (worm pipefish) is the source of this 1167-nucleotide messenger RNA. It is a transcript of the gene tspan36, whose product is annotated as tetraspanin 36. The record is from RefSeq and is a predicted model, not a curated record. Gene Ontology annotation, cellular component: plasma membrane. Lineage: Eukaryota; Metazoa; Chordata; Actinopteri; Syngnathiformes; Syngnathidae.